UUGAGAUUUAUUGUUAUUUUGUUUGCAUCUUGUUUUGAUAAUGUUGGAAUCAUGAAAUGUUUACUUGAAUAGCAAUGGAAGCUGGAGGUAGCAGUAACGAUAAUAGGUGGGGUGAAUCUAGGCGUACAUGGAGUAGAGGUGAGGAAGAAGCUUUGCUGGUUCUUUUAGAUGAAGCUGUAGCUAGUGGGCAACGUUGUGAUACGGGAGCAUUUAAACCUGGUACACUUAAUAUGAUUGAGCGGCAACUGGCUGAAAUGUGUCCUAACUCGGGAUUGCGAGCAACUCCACAUAUUGAAUCGAAGCUAAAAAAGUGGAAGAAGCAAUAUGGCAUCAUAUACGACAUGCUGAACAAAAGUGGAUUUGGAUGGAAUGACACUCUUAAAUGUGUGGAGAUUGACAGUGACGAUGCUUGGAAAGCAUAUGUGCAGAGUAAUCCAAGUGCAAAAAGUUGGAGAGAUAAACAUUUCCCGAUAUAUGAGAGGCUUGCUAAUAUUUUUGGGAAGGAUCGGGCAACAGGACAUGGAGCACAAACUCCAAUUGAUUUAGUUAAUGAUAUAAAUAUGGAGCCUGACAAUGACCAAUUUGAUGAUGUGGGUUCUCCAAUGUCUAUGAAUCAAACACAUAGUCAACUGCCCACACAAUCCCAAUUAAGAGGUAAGAGGAAAGCUCAAUCGAAGGAUGUUGACAUCGUUAGCGGGUUAAACAAUGUAGCAGAUAAGUUUAUAGAUAAAUUGGCUACACAGUUAGACAAGUUGGAGAAGUCUGAUAUCAACUAUCCACAAUACUUAGCUAUGGAGCUUGACAGGUUAGGAUUCCAUAUUACUGACAAUCUCAAAAUCUCUAAGGCAAUGAGAUCGGAUCCAUCGAACGUUGAGGUUUUCAAGAUUAUUAAAACCGAUGCGCAGAAGAUUGAAUUUGCUCGUGGAUUUUUGGAUAACUAAAUUAGUAUGUUGUGGAUUAUAUAUUUAUGGAUAUGUAUGAGAGGAUGACAACUAUGAACAUUUGGAAU
Molecule: messenger RNA, 1009 nt
Organism: Ziziphus jujuba (common jujube)
Lineage: Eukaryota; Viridiplantae; Streptophyta; Magnoliopsida; Rosales; Rhamnaceae
Exons: 2
Coding region: 75-941 (288 amino acids)
Source: RefSeq, a predicted model, not a curated record